Aspergillus mulundensis is the source of this 3333-nucleotide messenger RNA. RefSeq names its product nonribosomal peptide synthetase fmqC (gene nrps11). Bases 1 to 3333 code for a protein of 1110 amino acids. Gene Ontology annotation, cellular component: cytoplasm. Gene Ontology annotation, molecular function: catalytic activity; phosphopantetheine binding. Lineage: Eukaryota; Fungi; Ascomycota; Eurotiomycetes; Eurotiales; Aspergillaceae. Gene Ontology annotation, biological process: secondary metabolite biosynthetic process; amino acid activation for nonribosomal peptide biosynthetic process. The record is from RefSeq and is a predicted model, not a curated record. The transcript has a single exon.
AUGUCUUCCCCGUCCCCCAACGACGCUGCCCUGCGGUACAUCCCAUCGACAACCUGGACAAACGCCACUCGCUCCCCCAUCGAACGCACUCUCAACGACGUCUUCAAAGAGCAUGUCCUCCAGCGCCCGGACGCACCAGCCGUCGCCGCCCACGAUGGGAGCUACACCUACCGCGAGCUGGACGAGCAGUCCGACGCCCUAGCCGACGAACUCCACCGGCAAGGCGUCACCACCGAAGUCGUCGUCGCGCUGCUCUUCGAGAAGUCGAAGCUCAUCAUCGUUGCUCUUUUCGCCGUCAUCAAAGCCGGCGGCGCCAUCCUCCUCUGCGACCCCGAUCUCCCCAUCGCCCGGCUGCAGGAUAUCAUCGACGACUCGGGCGCGUACCUGACCAUCUCAUCGAAAUCAACAGCCAGCAGGGCCGCGGCCCUCACUCCGCGCCAGUACGUGCUCAAUGCACCGUUACCUCGUAUGCCUCCCCAGCCAGCCAGCGAACACAAACACAGAGACAUCCCCCGCCCCAACAACGCGCUCUACAGCGUCUUCACCUCCGGCUCAACCGGAAAACCCAAGGGAUUCCUCAUGGAGCACCGCGCCCUCCUAACAUGCGCCCUCCCCUUCGGCAAAGCGCUCAACCUGACACCCAACUCCCGAACCCUGCAAUUCUCAUCCAACUCCUUCGACCUCGCCAACUUCGAGCACCUCCUCCCCUUCGUCUUCGGCGCCUGCCUCUGCAUCCCCUCCGACGCCGAGCGCAAGAACGACCUCAACGGCGCACUGCGCAAGUAUCUCGUCUCCGCCGCGACAAUGACGCCCUCCGUCAGCCGCCUGCUGGAGCCAGAGACCCUGCCCCUCCUCAAGACCCUGAUGCUAUGCGGCGAGCCCGUCACACCCGACGACAUCCGCCGGUUCGCGCCGCACGUUGCCCUGUACGAUGGGUAUUCGCCCGCGGAGGCGGGGUGCAUUACGAUCAUGAACGGCGCGAAGAGCGAGGCCUGUCCCGCGAAUAUCGGAUCCUCGCUCGGCGUGCUGCCGUGGGUUGUUGAUCCCGACGACUGCGCGCGUCUCCGGGGCGUAGGCGAGACCGGCGAGCUGGUUAUCCAGGGCCAUACCGUGGCGCGCGGGUACUUUGGGCCGGUCGAGAAGAGCGCCGGCUCGUUCAUUGCGCCGCCGGCGUGGGUCUCCGCGCUUGGAUGCGAGGGGUUCGGCGCGCUAUACAAGACCGGCGACUUGGUGCGGUACGAGGCGGAUGGGUCGCUGGUUUUCCUGGGCCGCAAGGACACGCAGGUGAAGCUGCACGGGCAGCGGCUGGAGCCGGGGGAGAUCGAGGCGAGGCUGCGCGCGUUUUUCCCGAUGCCGCAGGCUGUUGUUGUUGAGCUGGUGGAGAUGCAGGCGGGGAGUCCGAUGCUGCUGGCGUUUGUGUGCCCGACGCCGUAUGCAUCUUCCUUUUCGUGUACGUUAUUCCAGACGCCAGACGCGGCGUUUCAGGGCGCAGCCCAGGCUGCGCUUGCCGGGCUGCGCGAUGUCCUGCCUUCGUACAUGGUCCCCUCGGACAUCCUGCUUGUAUCGCAUGUGCCUAUGCUGCCGUCGGGGAAGACAGACCGGCGCUCACUCAGGGACGCGGCGGGCGCGCUCUCGUCCGACGAGAGAAGGGCGUACAGCAGCACGCUCGACGCACGGCGGGACCAGCCCUCCACUGAGCUGGAGACCACGCUGCGUGCCCAGUGGGCGUCGUGCCUUAAGAUUGCAGUUGACCAGAUCGGGGUUGAGGACAACUUCUUCAGUCUUGGUGGGAGCUCCCUCGACGCGAUGCACCUUGCUGCGCGCGCGCGGAAGCUCGGGUUCAACGCCCUUUCGUCGGCCGCGGUCUUCAGGCAUCCGACUGUGCGGUCUCUGGCUCGACACCUUGCCGACGACGCCACGGGGGAAGUUGUAAGCGUUGAGCCCUUUACGCUGGACAGCGAGGUUACGAGUGAGCUGCUCCGGAAGACGCAGCUUGAGCUGGAUGAGCUGGAGGGCGGCUGGAUUCCCACCACAGCCUUCCAGCAGAAGUCCGCGCAGCUCAAAUGCAUGCACAUUGUCGUCAACGUGGCCGGGCUAGAUCACUCACUGCUAGAAGAGGCCUGGGCCAAGGUGCAGCAGAGCCACAUGGCGCUGCGGUCGGUCUACGUCCUGCACGAGGGCACCGUCUACCAAGCCUUCCUGCGUCAGGCACAGACAAAAAUCCCAAUCCACUACUGCGCCAAUCAAUCCCCCGACGACUAUGCGACCGCAUACUCCCCCCAGGACGCCGAGCCCAUCCUCACAGGCCAGCGGUGGUUCCGCAUCAUCCGCGCCAGCACCAGCACGCCCGACAACACCGACAGCGCCCUGAUCAUCCGCACAACCCACGCGCAGUUCGACGCCAUGACCCUAACCGCCAUCUUCACCGACCUGAUGGCCGCGUACAACGACCAGACCCAAAAGAACACACUAUGCCAGCACGAGCACGAGCCAGAGCAUUCCCCCUUCAACACAUACAUGCAGUGGCGCCUCGCGCACAACCGCUCGCCAGCCCAUUUCUCCUUCUGGAAGCAGUAUCUCGCCGGCGCGCAGCUCACCACCCCAAGACUCACAGACCCCUCGGCCCCAGUAGACAAGGAGAGCACAGCGAUGGUCGUGGCCAUGAAACCCGUCCGCACCCGCUCCGGUUCCGCCCUCACACCACCGGCAGGCAUAACCCUCGCCACGAUGUUCCGCGCGGCCUGGGCGCUCGUGCUCUCGCGACACACAGGGGAGACGGACCUGGUGUUCGGCGAGUUCGUCGAGGGCCGCAUGAGCAUGAGCAUGGGCGCGUUUUCCUCGUCCUCGUCCUCGUCCAUCGCCGCCGAGAUCGCGCCCGAGACCGUCACAGGCUGCACGGGCGCCGAAACGCCCAUGCGGAUUGUGGUCCCGCAGGACCCCACCGCAACGGUCCUGGACCUCCUGGCCCACGCGCAGGAGCAGUACGUGCGCCGCGUCCCGUACGAGACGUGCGAGCUGCGCGACGUCGCGGCGUUCGGGGCGUGGGACGCGCCGCAACCGGAGCGGUUUAACCAUGUUCUUGUUGUGGAGAGUGCGGCGCCGAUUCCGGCUGUUGAGAUGGGGGAUCGCGAGUGUGGACAUCGCUGGGUGUUUCAUGGGCGCUUGGAGGAUGUUUAUGUGCAGUUGGUUCCGGGGGAGGAGGUCCGUGUUGUUGUUUUGGGGCCCGAGGUUAGGGUUGCUCAGGGGGUUGCGGAGGAUUUGGUGGGCAGGUUGGCGGAGAUGUUGGGUGUUUUGGGGGAGAUGCCGAAGGCGUUGCUUUCUGAGGUUCCGUGA